This is a messenger RNA of Gaeumannomyces tritici R3-111a-1, 1694 nucleotides long. RefSeq lists its product as hypothetical. The transcript has 4 exons. The record is from RefSeq and is a predicted model, not a curated record. Bases 138 to 1694 code for a protein of 518 amino acids. Lineage: Eukaryota; Fungi; Ascomycota; Sordariomycetes; Magnaporthales; Magnaporthaceae.
UCUGUCGUGGCCAGCUCGAGGGGAAAGCGCCACUUGACAGGAACACGGAAACGCAGUGAAUCAGCAGCCCAUAAUAGGAAGCCUGUAAUCACAAAACAACACAUAGCACACAGCAAUACCACCACCGCCUACCCGCAAUGAAGGCGCCUGAGCACUGUGACGGCAGCGGCGGGCCAAAGGACGAGGCGCGCGUGGCGGCGCUGGUCAAGCAGGGCCUUGCGAACCCGCCGGCGUGCCUCGAGGCCUGCACAGCGACCGUGAUGCGGCGGCUGCUGUCGUCGUCGUCAUCGACCGGCACUCAGUACUGCGGCUCCAUGACUGCAGAUAUCUGCGGCGCGCUGCAGACAUCCAUCCCCAAGAAGCAACUCUGGGAACUCUACUGGUGUGACUCUACCUACUGUGGAGUGAGUAUCGAUCGGCGCAAGGGACUUGGGCAAGAUCCCAUGGUUAGCAAGAUCAUCAACAGGUGUCAAGACAUCGGCUUCCACGAGGUAUUCGACCCCGGCCCGCCGUCUGCCGACUAUACCUGUCCAUUCUACGUCAACUUUGGAGUGAAGACGGUAGGUGAUGGGUGCACCGGCGUUGGCACGCUAAGCACGCCCCCAGAGCAGCCGCCAUCGCCACCAGAGUCCAUGUUUGGCGCCGCAGCAACGGGAUCCAGCACAGUAUCAAAGACAACAGCAGCACCGGAGUCCACACACGGCACGGCCGGCAGCACAUCAACGACGUCACCACCAGCCUUGGCACCAGCCGCCGAGAGCGCGGCAGGCCCCGACGUCGGCGGCGGCGGCGCGGAGCAGGGCCUUUCGGCGGGCGCCAAGUCGGCCAUCGCCGUCUGCUCGGCCGUGGCCAUCGUCGCGCUCGCGGCCUUGGCCUUCCUCCUGCUGCGGGUGCGGCGGCGCAACCGCCGGCGCAAGAGCAGCGGCAGCAGCAGCAGCAGUAGGGAGGAGGGCGACGGCGGCUCGUUCGUGGCCGGGCUGCGGAGCGCCCACCUGCGGCACAACCGCUACGCCAACGGCGGCAGCGCCGGCGGCGGCUCCGGCACCCAGCGCCUGGUGCCGUCGCACGCCAGCACCAGCACCGCCGCCAGCAACCUGCUGCACAGCCCGCUACCGCCGCCGCCGCCGCCACCGUCGUCGCCGCGGCUCUGGGACCGCAAGCUCAUCGCGCUGCCCGCCAUCUUCACGAGGAGGGCCGAGUCGCCGCCGCUGACGCCGCUGGGGCCGGCAUCCGAGAGCGGGCUGACGCUGUCGCCGCUGCGCGAUCGGGGCGCCGCCGAUGCGUACCACCACCAGCAGCAGAAGCAGUCCUGGCAGCACGCCGGCACCUUUUCGUUCCCGAGCUCGCCCAUCUGCACGCCCACCAUCAACAAGCUGGAGCCGCGCCACGAGCGCACGCCCAGCAGCAACAACAAGGCGCAGCAGCAGCAACGGUCGAUCCGCCUCUCCCUCCCCCUCCACCACCACCCCACUCGCCCGCACAGCGCGGCCAGCACUCGCCAGGCCACCCCAGCAGCAGGGGAGGCUCCAUCAGCUCCGUCACGGGCGGUGGCGGCGCGCCGUCGUCGCUCCGCAACGAGUUCAUCGCCACUGGUGGCGGCGGCGGCGGCGGCAGCAGUCGGCCCGGCACGCCCAGACACCCGCCGCCGCCGAUGCCGCCGCCGACGCUACCGCUACCAUCGCCGCCGCCGCUAA